UGUGUGCACUACUGAGAUAGAGGCAUCCAAGACAGGCAGCGCCCAGGCUGGACCGGCAUCUGGGGUGGUGCCCAGUCACGUGACUGGACGGCCGUGGGGAGAAGGAAGUGGCACCAGCCACCCAGGGGCGCGGCCAGGAUGCCCUCCCACAACAUGUCUUGGAUCCACUACCCCAGCUACGUGUCCACGGCCGUGGAGGACAUCAUCACGGCCCAGGGCCUGCUCUCAAGGUGCGUGUAUGUCUACGUGGUCCUGUGCAUCCCGCUGAGCCUGGCCGCCGGGCUCUUCAACCUGGCCACCUUCGUCCGACGCCGUGCCAGGCUGGGCAACCUGGACGUGUUUCUCCUGGCCCUCACAGUCACCAACCUGCUGGCCACGAUGCUGUCGCUCACUGUGCUCAGCCGGCCAGAUUACCUGGCCGUCACCCACUUGUGCUGCGCGGCCCUCUCCUUCCUGGCGAACCUGUGCUACUUCUACUCUCAGUACCUGCAGCUGGCCAUGCUCUUUCUGGUCCUGCUGCCGGUGCCGGCCUGCCGGCCCACCGCAACCCUGGCCGCCCUCGGGGGCUGUGCACUCGGCAGCUCCCUGGCAGUGGUGUCCCUGCUGGGCACGGCUGGGCAGCUGUACAUCCCCACUCUGUGCCAGGUGGACCCCCUGACCGCCUGGCCCGAGUAUGAGAUGGUGAAGUUCAGUCUGGGCUUCGGGCUGGCCUCGCUCCUAGAGCUGGUCCUCUGCGCCCUGCUGGCUGCCCGGCUGGUCCGGCGGGUGGUCAGCCCCCCAAAGGCCACAGCCUCGGCCCGCAGCGUAGUUCUGGCGGUGGCUCUGAUCGCAUUUGCGUGCCGGCUCUUCUACAGUGUGGCGCUGCUGCAGCGGGCUAGGCGCAAGCUGCAGCGGGCCCUGGGCUCGCCAUGGGACGAGCUGCUCGUGAACCUGGCCGAGCUGGUCCUGUUUGGCGAGAGCUGCUGCAGCUCACUGGCCACCCUCCUCCUGCACGCCCCCUGCAGGCUGGCCCUGUGUCGCGCCCCCGGGCACCUGGGCCGUUGGUGCCGAGGGGCUGGCGCGCAGAACCGCACCGCCCUGAAGAGAGCAGAGGGCUGAGGGGGCCACGCCGGGACACUCGGUCUCACCUGCCAGCACUGCACACAGUGCUCACCAAGCGCUUGCUGACUCGCUUUCUGCCACCCAGCUUGCACUGCUCUGUGCACGGUCCUCCCGUUGUUCAUCGAUCUGCUCGAGCGGGCCCAGGAACGUCUCCAUGGCGAGACUUGUUACUGUGUUUGGCAUAUCGAAUACGUCACGGGUAGCUUGCCAGGCUUUGCCGUGCGGGCGAGAUACUCUCGGUAGCUUGCCGGGCUCUCUCUCUGAGAGGGGCAGAGGAAUCGAACUCGGGUCGGCUGGGCUGGCUGUAUGCAAGGCAAAUGCCCUACCCGCUUGCUAUUGCUCCAGCCCACCACCCAGCUUAGCCAAGGAAAUGGCUGUGCGGCCACAGCCCAAGGCCCACAGCCGCACCCCGCAUCAAGGACGCAGGCAGGCUGCGACGUGUACAGCUGCCGGGAGAAGACACAGGACACAGGGCCCUCCCGAGCCAUCUGCUGUCCUGCGAGCCAGGUUCUGUCCCUGCCACAAACUUUCAUUCCCAGCUGAGCGGACCUAGCUCGGCUGUCAGAAUGGUCGGUACCUCGCAGCCCGAGAUGUAAGGUUUGCUCGGAUAAAAUGGCCACUGGAACAAAAUGAUGACCAGCUGAUGAGACAGCAACAUUCCCGGAACCAGAGAUCAUCGUGCCACCAGCGAGGAGGACAGGACUUCUAGGCCCCCUGCCUGGCGCCAGGCCACCAGGCUGCACUCCCUGCUGCCUCACCAUCGACCCCCCAACAGAAAACAGGCCAGACCCAGCCCACCGGUUCCACUAGUCUUGGCUCCCUUUUCCCACCCAAGACAACUUAAAAGCCCCUUUAGUCUCUCCCAGGACGCGGCUCUCCCCCAGACUCACCUGAGGCUUGUGGAGCCUGCCCGGCAGAAUUCCCAAUAAACUGCUCCUUCAUUUUA
Messenger RNA from Sorex fumeus (smoky shrew), 2047 nucleotides. RefSeq lists its product as uncharacterized. The transcript is spliced from 2 exons. The record is from RefSeq and is a predicted model, not a curated record. The coding region runs from base 139 to 1098 and encodes 319 amino acids. NCBI's taxonomy places the organism in Eukaryota, Metazoa, Chordata, Mammalia, Eulipotyphla, Soricidae.